Molecule: messenger RNA, 2499 nt
Organism: Aspergillus puulaauensis
Lineage: Eukaryota; Fungi; Ascomycota; Eurotiomycetes; Eurotiales; Aspergillaceae
Product: putative DUF221 domain protein
Exons: 4
Coding region: 1-2499 (832 amino acids)
Cellular component (GO): plasma membrane
Molecular function (GO): calcium-activated cation channel activity
Source: RefSeq, a predicted model, not a curated record
AUGUCGUUCACGAGGUCUGCCGUGGCCGCAAUGGUAACUGCUGUUACUAUUGCAAAUAACCACACCGGGGAUGAAGGGCCACCGAACCCGACUGACCCGGUCACUGGCCAGCGAGACCUGUAUACGCAGCUUAUCAUUAGCUUGGGUCUAGGAGUAAUGGCGUGUCUAUCCUUUUGUCUUCUACGGCCGAAAUGGACGGAAUUAUACGCGGCUCGGAGGCGACAACACCAUACGGAUUUAAACCUACCAGAGCUUCCUGACAGCUUUUUUGGAUGGGUGCCCGUGCUGUACCGAAUAACUGAAGAACAAGUUCUCCAGUCUGCGGGGCUGGAUGCCUUCGUUUUCCUCUCCUUUUUCCGCUUUGCGAUGCGAUUCCUGUUCACCAUUUUUAUGUUGUCUGCGGUGAUCCUUCUCCCGAUUCAUUAUAGCUACACCGGAAAGUUAGGCGUUGAGGAUUGGGAUAAGUAUAUCGAUGUUGACAAGGAUGGGAAGAAACCAUUAAUUACCGACCCGCCGUAUCUUUGGACAUAUGUAGUAUUCACCUACAUAUUUAGCGGUAUCGCCAUCUAUAUGCUGCUUCACGAGACGAAGAAAAUCAUCCACAUCAGACAGAGAUACCUCGGGGGGCAAACGAGCACAACUGAUCGGACAAUUCGUUUAUCAGGUAUUCCGGCAGAAAUGGGAUCUGAAGAAAAAAUCACCGAAUUCAUCGAGGGCUUGCACAUUGGGGAAGUCCAAAGUAUUACGCUUUGCCGGAAUUGGAGUUCACUGGAUAAUUUGAUUGAAGAACGAUUUAAAGUGCUACGGAAUCUAGAAACCGCCUGGGUCAAGUAUUUGGGCUACAAGCGGGCCAGGAAGGCUGGAGAUACUUUGCCCCUGAGACAUCAGGAGCCUGUUGAUUCCAGCUUUAUUUCCGAAGAUGAUGAAAGAAUGCGCCUUCUCUUGGAAAAUGGACAAGAUGAUGCAUUUAACCGAGUCAAAACACGACCAACGGUACGCUUAUGGUACGGUCCCUUGAAACUACGCUACCGAAAGGUCGAUGCCAUAGACUAUCACGAGGAGGCACUCCGACGACUUGAUGAGCAGAUUCAGAGUGCACGCCAAAAGGAGUACCCACCCACUGAGCUUGCAUUCGUGACUAUGAAAUCUAUCGCUGCGGCACAAAUGCUUGUUCAGGCGAUCCUCGACCCCCAUCCAAUGCAGCUCCUCGCUAGACUGGCCCCGGCCCCGGCGGACGUCGUUUGGGGAAAUACCUACCUACCACGCUCAAGGCGAAUGAUGCAGUCGUGGUCUAUCACCGCACUCAUUUGUUUUCUCUCUGUUUUCUGGUCCGUGUUACUGGUGCCCGUUGGAACCCUCCUAAAGUUGGAGACUCUCCACAAAGUGUGGCCUCAGCUGGCCGAUCUUCUUGCUCGACAUCCACUCGCUACAUCGCUUGUCCAGACAGGUCUUCCGACCUUGGCUUUCUCUUUACUGACUGUUGCGGUCCCUUAUUUAUACAAUUGGCUCUCAAGCCACCAAGGAAUGAUGUCCCGAGGGGAUGUAGAACUUUCUGUGAUCUCAAAGAGUUUCUUUUUCUCGUUCUUCAAUCUCUUUGUGGUUUUCACCGUUAUCGGUACUGUCACGAACUUCUAUAGUUUUUGGGAGCGCCUUCGAGAUUCUUUCAAAGACGCCACUACCAUUGCGCGUGUCAUCGCUGGCUCCCUAGAGGGGCUGGCACCAUUCUAUUACAAAUUUUUAAUCCUUCAAGGUUUGGGACUGUUCCCGCUCCGACUUUUGGAGUUCGGGAGCGUGUUUAUGUACCCUAUCAACUUCUUCAUGGCUAAGACGCCGCGAGAUUUUGCCGAACUCUCUGCACCUCCGACGUUCAGUUAUGGGUAUUCGGUUCCACAGUCAAUACUUGUGUUCAUCAUCUGUGUGGUGUACAGCGUGUUACCGAGCUCAUGGCUGAUCUGCUUUUUUGGGUUGAUGUACUUCACAAUCGGCAAUUUUAUCUGCAAAUAUCAGCUUCUAUAUGCCAUGGAUCACCGACAACACUCGACAGGUCGCGCAUGGCCGAUGAUCUGCAAUCGAGUCCUAGUGGGUCUGACGGUCUUCCAGAUGGCCAUGGCUGGCUUGGUUGCUGCCCGAAAAGCAAUUACUCCGUCGUUACUCAUUGUUCCCUUAAUUGGGGCUACGGUGUGGUUCAGUUACUUUUACACUCAAAGCUACGAACCACUAACUAAGUUCAUUGCUUUGAAGAGUAUCUACCGUGACACACCAAACUCAGGUGACAUCUCCCCCUCCCUGUCAUCGACAUUUUCACCACCCCCUGCUAUCGAUCGUGAUGCGUUCCCGGUCCGGCUUGGGGGCCAGGUGAUGCCGCUUAAACUGAAGAAAUAUAUCAACCCAAGUCUCAUCUUACCUCUGGACAGUGCUUGGCUCCCUGGGCGCGACCCUGUGCCUGAACUGCAGGAGGAAUUUGAGCACUACCAGGACCAGAACCAUGUCUCAGUCUAA